Lates calcarifer (barramundi perch) is the source of this 2460-nucleotide messenger RNA. It is a transcript of the gene fblim1, whose product is annotated as filamin binding LIM protein 1. Gene Ontology annotation, biological process: cell-cell adhesion. The transcript is spliced from 8 exons. Bases 217 to 1413 code for a protein of 398 amino acids. The record is from RefSeq and is a predicted model, not a curated record. Gene Ontology annotation, cellular component: focal adhesion; stress fiber. NCBI's taxonomy places the organism in Eukaryota, Metazoa, Chordata, Actinopteri, Centropomidae. Gene Ontology annotation, molecular function: filamin binding.
UAGAGAGAGAGAGAGCUGGGGAGGGAGGUGCAGGAGGAAAAGGAGUGGCCUUCUGCAGAUAGUCGCCCUCUCUGCCGGAGUGAAGUCUUCUCACUGUGGCAGCUUGUAGGAGGGAAAACAAAACUAGGAACUUUGAGAUACUAGAAGAAAAGAGAGAGAGAGAGCUGUCUUCAAACCACAUUUUCUCCCAGGGCUGUCUGUGGGUUGUACACAAUCAUGGCAUCCGCAGCUACACCAAAAAGGAUGGUGUCCUCUGUCUUUAUCACUCUGGCAUCUCCUUACCGAGCCACUGUGACACAGCAGCAGCAGCCUGCCCUCCAGGCUCACAGUGCCCCUGCUAGAGACAAGCAGCACACCGCUGUACGGGUCAGCCCAAGUGACAGCAUCCCUGCCCUCAGACACAAGAGAGAGGACCACUCACCACCUGAGUCGUACAGCAGUGCAGACAGCAAAAGCCGGACUCAUGCAGGGUCCUCGGCCCGAGCUUCAGACCCUCAGAGUCCCACCAAACCCGCCCAACCUGGACCCAACAGAGGAAAGCUGCAAGAGGACGACAGAGGUGCUGCAGAGCUGUUCCCUCCUCCUCCUCCUCCUCCUCCUCCUGCUGUUGCUGCUGCACUGCCUUCAUCUCUGAGAGGAGCACUCCCUGAAGAAUCUCCACUUCCACCACCUCCUCCUGCCCAGACACCUCUCUCACACCCUCUGACCCCGGGCCAGCAGCCAGUUUACAAUAGAGAGGUGGAAACAAUCACACCAUCUAGUGGGUUAAACCAAGAUGAACAGUCCCAGGGGAUCCAUAAAAAUGGCCAGGACAUGAGCAUGGAGAGUAAAGAAGUGUGCGGCUUCUGUCGGAAGCCCGUAGCUCUCUCUGAACCUGCGAUAGAGGCCUUGAACAGGACUUACCAUGACGGCUGUUUCCAGUGUAGAUCCUGUCACAUUCCCCUGGCUGGUAAACAGUACUACAACAAGGCAGGAAUCCCACUCUGUGAAGAAUGCUACCAGGCCAGUCUGGAGCUUUGUUGGGCGUGUGGGGAGGUUAUCACAGACCAUGUGAUCCGUGCGCUGGAGCGAGCAUACCAUCCUUCUUGUUUCACCUGCACAACAUGUAAACAGCAAAUUGGAGAGCAAGCUUUUGCUCAAGGAGAAGUUGGAGAGGUGUACUGUCUCCAGGACUACUACAGGAAGUACGCUCCAAAGUGUAGCGCCUGUAACCAGCUAAUUAUUCCAAAAGAAGAUGGUACUGACAGCUACACUGUUGAAUGUCUGGGACGCUCCUACCAUGAGAACUGCUACAGAUGUGAGGUCUGCGUCAUCCAGCUCUCUCCUGAACCAAACGAGCACGGCUGCUAUCCGCUGGAUGGAAAGAUGCUUUGCAAAUCUUGCCAUCUGAGCCUGGUCUCUGGCCAGCACUAACACUGGCCUCGCUGCCCCGUGACAAACUGCAAUCGAUGGAAAAGUGCCACAAGUCCAGGUUUAAAGAAACCGGAGAAUGUGCAUGUACAUUUAAGACUCCAGCAAACGAAUGUCACACAUCUUUUUUUCCCAAAAGAGCAACAAUGAAAUAUGGUUAUUUUUUAUAAUAUAUCAUGCUUUCUGAAGAUCCUCUUUUUCCUCUUUUAUACUUGAUAAUUUUGCACUCAAUAAACUCUACAAAAUGCACCAAAUAUAUUUAUGCAACAGACUUACAGCAAACGUUAUUUGAAUCUUUGUAAGUCUUCAUCAGUAUACUGUUUCUCAAUCACAUUAUCCCUUUAUAUGAAAAAAUAAAACUUUAUAUAAAAAACAAAAACGUUUAUAUGAAAGUAAACUAAUAUAUUUUAUCUCGAGGCAGGCUUCAACAAACACAUACACAUCAGUAAGCAUCAAGAUGUGAAAAAAAAUAUUUCAGUGAUAUCACAAACCACUGUCAAACAAAAAUGGAAGAGUUUUUCCUGAAUACAUGAUGCAUUUUUUUUUUUUUUUUACCACAUUUACACGAGUCCAGGGACAGUUUUGUGUCGCACUACCAGGCCAAGACUUCUGCGCUUGAAGCUGCAGAAACUUUACACAGCUGCCUGAAUUCAUGUCCUGUGGUCACUCUUCAAACAGGAUCGUUUUACUCACCUGUCAGGUUAAACAGGCGAAACAAACCUUCAGGUGACAUAUUAAACUUUUAUAAAAUAAUGUAUAACACGGCACAAUAACUGACUCUGUGGAACUCAAUAUGGACCAAAAACCUGAAGGUGUUUUUGGUGUGAAUGUGAUUAAAUCCAAAUUUUAACACAUUAAGAUCUUUAUAGACCACAGGGCCUGAGUUUUGCCUCUGUCCACACUGAUUUGACAUUUCAAUAUUAAGUCUCAUUUGAAUCCCAGCUCAAUUACUUGGUUAUUUAUGUUCUGUAUCUCCAAAUGACAUGUUUGUGGAAUUAUAUUUCUGUGUAUUAAAAACAUUUAUUAAAACCUUUUUUCUGGAUAAAGUAA